GAUCGUCGCAUUCUCGCGGUCGCUGGACCGAAGAGGGGUUGAGAUAACAUAUGCCAUGUUCCUCAAAUGUUGCUUGUCAAAUGAAUCGGCUGGUGUCCCAAGCCUGUCCACGACUCUUGGACCUCAACAUCAUCCUACAAUUCUCGACUGUAUCAUCCUGAGGAGCCCAACUCCGCUGCUGUCGACCUCCUCGCCUUUGGCACACGCCAGAAAUACGAAACAAGAACAAUCAUGUCAUACCCGGUUCUUGGACUCGCCAUUGCGGCCGUCGUCUGGGUCGCCGUCCAGGCAUUAUCCAAGACUGACAUGCCCAAGAUCAAAGGCCUCCCCGAAAUCCCGGGCGUCCCCAUUUUCGGCAACCUGUUCCAGCUGGGCGUCGACCACGCUCGAGUGACGAAGAAGCUCGCCGAAAAGUACGGGCCCGUGUUCCAGACUCGCCUGGGUACAAAGCGAGUAAUCUUCGUCAACAGCUACGACACUGUCCGCCACUUCUGGAUCACCAACCAGUCCGCCCUCAUCUCGCGGCCGACAUUCCACACGUUCCACUCCGUGGUCUCGACCUCGCAGGGCUUCACGAUCGGCACGUCGCCGUGGGACGAGUCGUGCAAGAAGCGCCGCAAGGCCGCGGGCACGGCGCUCAACCGCCCCGCCGUGCAGUCGUACAUGCCCAUCCUGGACCUCGAGUCGACGGCGUCGAUCCGGGAGCUGCUCGACGACUGCGCCUCGGGCACCCGCGACAUCGACCCGGGCCCUUACUUUGCGCGGUUCGCGCUCAACACGUCGCUCACGCUCAACUACGGGUUCCGGAUCGACGGGACCGUGGACAGCGCGCUGCUGCGCGAGAUUACGCACGUGGAGCGCGAGAUCUCGCACCUGCGCAGCACGAGCAACAACUGGCAGGACUACGUGCCGCUGCUGCGGCUCUGGGGCGCGCAGAACCCAAAGGCCAAGGAGUACCGCGCCCGCAGGGACAAGUACCUCGGCGACAUGCUGCAGGACCUGAAAGAGCGCAUCGCAAGGGGUAUCGACAAGCCCUGCAUCACGGGAAACAUCCUCAAGGACCCGGAGGCCAGGCUCAACGAGGCCGAGCUCAAGUCCAUCUGCCUGACUAUGGUCUCGGCAGGGCUCGACACGGUGCCGGGGAAUCUGGUCAUGGGCCUGGCGUACCUGUCCACGCCGCACGGGCAGGAGAUCCAGGACAAAGCACUGCAGGAGAUUAUGAAGGUCUACCCGGAGGGCAACGCGUGGGAGAUGUGCCUGCACGAGGAGAAGGUGCCGUAUGUCACUGCGCUCGUCAAGGAGACGCUCCGGUUCUGGACCGUCAUCCCCAUCUGCCUGCCCCGGACUAGCAUCAGGGAUAUUACCUGGGAGGGUGUCACUAUCCCAGCCGGCGCCACAUUCUUCAUGAACGCCUACGCAGCAGACUACGACACCGCGCGCUUCGCCGACCCGCACCAGUUCCAGCCCGAGCGCUUCCUCAGCGACACGUCCACCUCGGAGGGCGUGGGCUCCCAGGGCGGCGGCACCCCGCACUACGCGUACGGCGCGGGCUCCCGCAUGUGCGCGGGCACGCACCUGGCCAACCGGGAGCUGUACACGGCGUACAUCCGGCUCAUCAGCGCGUUCCGGGUCGUCGAGAGCAGGAGAGUCGAGGACCGCCCGGUUAUUGACGCGAUCGAGUGCAACCUCGUGGCGACGAGCCUGACGACGGACCCAAAGCCGUUCAAGGUCGGGCUGGUGCCGCGGGACGAGAAGAAGCUCCGGGAGUGGAUCAGGAGGUCCGAGGAGGCUACGGAGGGGUUGUGAGGUUGGCAGUUUCGCUCAGAGGUCGUGUCGGGAACUCGGGGGAAUCGAGAGUAUAUCGUCAGGAAGUCGAACAGGAAAGCAAAAGUUGGGCAUGAAAUAAACCAGGUGUUCGUUCUCACGAUGCUGAGUAUUCAAUGAAUUACCUAUCCGAGCAGGUAAACAGUAGGGCUAGAAGGAAAGCAGGAUUCUAAAAUUUAAUAGCUAGGCAAGUAGCAACUCUCCAAAGCUGCUGUGAUGGUCGUAAUCUUGAAUCGACCGUAGAAACU
Molecule: messenger RNA, 2072 nt
Organism: Microdochium trichocladiopsis
Lineage: Eukaryota; Fungi; Ascomycota; Sordariomycetes; Xylariales; Microdochiaceae
Product: cytochrome P450 CYP504A6
Exons: 3
Coding region: 232-1806 (524 amino acids)
Molecular function (GO): heme binding; iron ion binding; oxidoreductase activity, acting on paired donors, with incorporation or reduction of molecular oxygen
Source: RefSeq, a predicted model, not a curated record